This is a messenger RNA of Camelina sativa (false flax), 486 nucleotides long. NCBI's taxonomy places the organism in Eukaryota, Viridiplantae, Streptophyta, Magnoliopsida, Brassicales, Brassicaceae. The record is from RefSeq and is a predicted model, not a curated record.
AUGGGUUUCAUCUCCUCCACCAAAAAGUUCAAAACACACACAAUUCAGAGACUUUGCGAUUCCUCUCUCUCUCUCUCUCUGAACAUUCAGAUCUUUUUCUUGAAGAAGGAAGCUCAUGGCUCGUACGAAGCAAACCGCGAGAAAAUCACAUGGAGGAAGCAGCUCGCCACCAAGGCGGCGAGGAAAUCUGCGCCGACCACCGGUGGAGUCAAGAAGCCUCACCGUUACCGUCCUGGAACCGUCGCUCUUCGUGAGAUUCGUAAGUACCAGAAGAGCACAGAGUUGUUGAUCCGUAAACUUCCGUUUCAGCGUCUUACAGAUCUGAGAUUCCAGAGUCACGCUGUGUUAGCACUUCAAGAAGCUGCGGAGGCGUAUUUGGUGGGUUUGUUUGAAGACACCAAUCUUUGUGCCAUUCACGCCAAGAGGGUUACGAUUAUGCCUAAGGACAUUCAGCUCGCAAGAAGGAUUCGUGGGGAGCGUGCUUAG